AUGGGUACAUGCAUUAAACUAUUGCGAUGAAUAUCAGAGGGAGUGGGAUCUGGCACGAAUAAAAUAUAACAGUAUGAUGCACUCUAACAGUAUGAUGCACUCCAGGUGAUUAACAAAACCAUCCACAAACGUUUCAACAUUAGUAAGAGAUUAUUAAAGGAUAUUAAUUAUAAGUGGGAUUUAAGGAUUUUUCUAAGUUCAGUAACUGGCAGCAGAAGUUCUGGCAGCGGGAAAGUCCAACAUGAAAAUGUCACUGUGUCCAGUCUGGUCAAGCGUGUCAAACAAGAGCGAGGGGAAGAUGUAUGGCCUUCUACUUGAAAGCGUUCAGUUUUAUGUCAUACGGGACUGUGGCGAGCAUGUGUGGAAGGCCAUUCUCGAACAUGCAGGUUACAAGAAUAUUGUGUUCAGCACCCAUAAUACAUACAGAGACGAAAUCAUGACACAGUUAGCUAAGAGUUGUUGUCAUGUGACCAAGAGUAAAGAUUUCAACCAGUGGAUGACAUUCUUUGGAACAUGCUUCGUCGACUUUUGCUCAGGAUACGGUUACGACAAACUUUUGAAAGUCUCUGGACGGAAUUACAGAGAUUUUUUACAUGGUAUAGAUAAUAUACAUGAAGUGAUAAGGUUCAGUUAUCCUCGACUACAAAGUCCCGCAUUUCUUGUUUUAAAAGAGGAUACGAAUGGAUGUGCAUUACUUUAUCAAUCGAAACGAAAAGGAUUUAAACAUUAUGUGAUAGGUCAGUUGCAACAGAUUGCAAAACGAUUUUACAAUGUUUGUGUAGAUAUUACUGUGAUGGAUGAAACUAUUGUUGACAAUCAAGUGAACGUACGGUUUCGACUAGAAUUUGACAAUUCAGCAUACAUGCCGAAAGUAUUGUCCAAACAAAACUCAGGACUACCUCAAUUCUCAAGCAUAUCGGGUGAUAUAUUUCUUAAAGUUUUUCCAUUUUGUAUAGUAUUCAAUAACCAACUUGUGAUACGCGAUGUGGGCUCCAGUCUCGCAGCUCUCCUCAAGGGAGACAACCUGAUUAACUUGUGUCUUCGUGAGAAAUUCCACAUACGACGACCUCUCAUACCGUGUAAUUGGGCCAAGAUUCUGCAAUUCCAGCGUGUGAUAUUUGAGCUGGAGUACAUCUACGACAUCGACAGUGAAAAUGACCUUGACCUAGAAGACACCUGGGAAAGUGGGGUUUCCCAGGACAUUCCGACCAAUGAGAGCACAGCACGGCAGAGAAUAUUGCUACGGGGCCAGAUGAAGUUCAUUGACCAGUGGAAUAUGAUUGCUUUUCUCGGAAAUCCAUUGAUGGGUAACCUCCAGGAUCUUCACAGAGCGGGCCUGUACAUCAACGACCUUAGCCAGUAUGACAACAGUCGGGAUAUGGUGAUGGCCGGCUGUCUGCAUGCAUCCAAGCUGGAACACUCCAUAGAACAGCAACGAGAGAAAAGUGAGAAGAUAUCUGAGAACAUGCAGAAGAUUGAGGAGUGGAAGGCUCGUAGUGACAGUCUCCUCUAUGCCAUGAUACCCAAGUCUGUGGCAGGGAAACUCAAAUCUGGAGCUGACCCCAUCUCCACUUGCGAGGUGUUCAACAAUGUGACAAUCAUGUUCACCUACAUGGUUGGUUUUGGUGACGUCUGCUCCUCUGCCACUCCGAUGGAGAUCGUUAACAUCAUCAACAGAGUUUUCAUAUUGUUCGACAAAAUCAUUGACAAAUAUGAUGUUUUUAAGGUGGAGACUCUGGGGGAUGCAGUAUACAUGGUAGCGGGUGGUGUGCCAGACAGGAACCCGGACCACGCCUUCAAUGUUGCUGGGCUUUCUCUUGAACUACAACAGGAAGCCAAGAAUAUUGUUGAACCAUGGCAGACAGAGUAUAAGCUGAAGACAAGGAUAGGCAUGCACACAGGAAGUGUAGUUGGUGGAGUGGUUGGUCGUCGAAUGCCACAGUACUGCCUUUUUGGAGACACGGUCAAUACAGCUUCAAGGAUGCAGACCUACAGCCUCCCAGGGCGUAUUCACAUCAGUGAACCAUGUGAAGCUUGUUUGAAGGGCACAGAUAUGGUAACAGUCCUAAGAGGCACUGUCAAUGUGAAGGGAAAGGGUGACAUGCGGACGUACUGGCUGGCGGGCUACGUGGGUGAAAAGAGAACGACACAGUUCAUAGAGGAGGUCAGACAUGAGAGGAAUGAAGCUGUCCGCAAAUUCAGUUCUUACGAGAAUGCUAUGGACCUACAUAGCAUGCAUGCUUCCACAAGUUAUGCCCAGUUAGCCUCAAACUUUGGCAGUCUUCGUCGUAAGAGCUCUACGUCUUUUUCGCAUCUCCGACUUGACGAUAUUUCAAUAGAUGAAAAGUCAAACAACAAACUAGGCAACACUCAGAACAGUUUGUCACAUGCAAGGUUUCUUUCCACGUCAUCAUCUCAGUGUAGUCUGAAUAGUAACAGUCCAGGUUCUCCAGAAGUUUCGAGUGUGACAGUGGCUCAGAAAGGUGACACUGGCUCAAUACAUGAAAACACAGAAGAAGAUCUUGAAUAUCAAGGCAUGCUCUUUUUUGGAGCACGUCCCAAAUUCACAAUCACAACACCAGAGAAAACUGUUAAACAUUUAGCAUUAUCCGAUUGGAAUGAAAUUUGUAAAGAAUCUCACGAAGAAAAUGUCUCAACUGAUUCAGAGGAUGAUUCAGGAAUCAAUUUGAGUGUUCCCACUGCUGAGCCUAGAAGUAGCAAGAAAGGCAAUACUGAUCAAAUCAAAGUCAGUAUGCCCACUCCUAAGUCAUUUAAUAUCCACAAAGAAAAAUCUGAUCAAGUCAAAAACAGGUUACAUACAUCUGGGUCUUGUAUGAAGCAAAAUAUUGGUCUAAUAAAGAAUCCCACUUUGGAGCCUAAACAAAGCAAUAAACAAAAUACUGAUCUCAAAUCACUGGUGACAGAUGUCCAAAGGCGGUCACUGUCCAAAUUUAGAUUGAGACUUCCGGAUAUGUCCCACCUCUCUGGUUUGUUCAAAAUCCCCCACUAUCUUUCAUUUGGAGGGCACAAGCAUAGACAUGGCUUGUCCAAAGACUCACAUGAUAGUGAUAAAAAGGAAGAAAUUAGCAAACCAGCUGAAAUUGCAAAUUCCCAAAGAAAAGACAAUAGUAAUUCUGAUAUGGAUCCAAUCACCGACCAUUCUAGUCAUUUAAAUACACUGCCUAUGCAGAAGGAGAAGUCAGAUGAAUUGCCUUUAGAGCCAGUUCAUAAACAUCUACAAAACUUUGAAGAGGACAAAGAUUUUUGUCUCAAAAUGAAAAUGCAAACUAGUGUUACAGAAAAAGAAAAACUUGACAACUCAACAAAAAAUUGCAGAAGUGGGACAAUGCACAAUGGUAGUGAAGCCUGUGGUCAGAGAGUACAUAGUUGUCCAUUCGCAUUAACCAGACCAAACAGUUUAUGUAAUGGGGACCAACGAAAAUCGAAAAGUUGCCAUGCAGACAUCACAAGAAAUGAUGAACACUUCCUAUUCAAACAUAAUCACCUGGAAAAUGACUUAGAUCAAUUGUCUUUGAAUCAGUUCAAUUUGGAAAUUCUUCAUGACAAAACAUGUGAACAAAAUAAUGGUUUAGAUUCAGGAGAUGAAAGCAUUGACAAAUGUAAGGUAAGGACACAAUCUGUGGGAGACAGAAAACAUGUUGAAAUACAAAUGUUGAAACCAAUUGAAAAAAUGAGGGGAGGUAGUCCAAAAGCAAAGUAUGCAUGGGCAAGUGAUGGUUGUAUUCGGAAUGGUUUCUUCGGAAAAGCUGAUGUUACAAAUGAGGAAAAGAAGAAACACAAUGGUAUGUGUCUGCAUGCAGUAGUUAAUGGACUUGGUGAGAAAGAUGAUGCUGUCAAGUUCCGUCUGUCUGAUGAAUAGUAAUGGAGAAUUAUUUAUAAAUACUCCUGAAAAUGAUCAACAAUUUGACUAUGAGAAUUUUUAAAAACUUAUAAUAGAUUCUGCUGAGUCCAUACCUGUGUACAAUUAUAACGCUUUGAUAGAAUAUUAUAGGUAAUUUGUUUUUCAAAGAAGUUGAGGUAUUGCCAUACCCUAUUGGUGUCUUUAUGAUGCAAAAUCUUUAAUGAUGACUGUUAUAUACAUUACUAUAAUGUACAUAAUAUUCUUCAUAAAUGACAAAACUAGUGUGUAGCAAUUCCAAAAUCACUGACUAAAAACAUGGUCGAGUUAUGCCCCUUGGUUAACUAAAAAACAGACUAAAGUGUUGGCAGCAUUCUGCUUCCAGUGCCCAUGUUUGUUAUGCAUGUUUUGUCAAUUGGAUUAUGAUUUUUAAAUGCCUACAUCUCACUCAGGGAUAUCAUUGAUGUUUUUGUAUGAUAUGUGUACAUGUGGCAAUAAGUAUUCUGAAAUGAUUUGAAUGUCACUGUAUGUUGUAAAUACAUUUAGAGGUAGUUCACUUUGAUAAGAUGGAUAAUGAAAUACUUUUCUUUAUAAAUAUGAGCUGUGCUGUAAAAUACCAAAAAACAAAUAAAAUUGUGUUGUACCAGUAGGCGAUUACUUCUCGAACAGUCACCAUUUUCAUCACAUUUUGGAAGUUGUAUUUCAAAUGCCAGAUUUUAAUCAAUCAGCCUUUCACCCUAAGAAAAUCACAUGACUAGUAAAACUAGAUGGGUCUAUCUUAAUUAAGUCAGCUUUAUUACCGUAUAUGUUACAUUUUUGCAUAUCAAACUAACUUUUUCUUAUGACCCUCAUCACUACUGCACCAAGCAGUAAUACAACAAUGACCCUGAACAAAACAUCACUGUCAUGUGGUCUAGCGAACUAUACCAAUGCCUUAAACCACUAUCACAUUGCAUGAAGAGGCAACCAAGUAAUGGUUCUCUUACCGGCCCUAAAGUCCCAGGUAUUUGCUUCAGUAACUAGUUUCAUCAUAGAUCCAUGAAUACCAGUAGUUAACUUUUCCAUAACCAUGUUGACUCCCAUCAGACUCCCAUGAUACAUCUACAUGCAACAAACUGACUAUCAAACUCCCUUGUUGUCCAAAGAUCAGAGUCCCUUAAUAUCAAAAGACCAGGUCAUUUGAUCACUGACUUAGUGAAUCAAAAUAUGAGGAGGUUUAAGACAACUUAAAUAAUAAUAAUAAUUUUGUCACAUUAUAAAGAAAGAUUUGUUCAGACGAAUUAAAACCCCCCAGAAAAUCUGAAUAAAAUCAAACUGUCCAAGAUUUAUCUGCCUGCUGGUAUAUAUGAAGAGCCUGAUAAUGAUUAUGUUACACCUUAUAAAUUCUCUUUUUAGUGCCAACCACACUAGUUAUUUUGUAUGUUUAGUUUUAUAACAUUUUUUACAGAAUUGUUCUUGUUUUAGGAAAUUUUAUUGUGUUUUUAAUACAAGUCUGUUAUAUUUUUGUUCAACAUAUAUUGGCAGUGAUUUGCUCUGUAGUGAUAUGAUUGUGCAUUUUUGAGACGUGAUGUUUGUUGAUAUGAGUAUUUGAAUAUAUUUUAAUAAUGAAAGUUUUAAUGGUUGUGUUGUUGAAAUAAAGAUUUCAUUCUUUGUAAUUUAUAAAUCAAAUAUUUGUUUUAAAAUUGUUGUAAUUUUUUCUUUGGUAUAACCGGGUAUGUACAAAAAUUAUGGUCCAUAUGUUAACAUGUUCAUCAGUAGGCCCAAUGUAAACAAUGGUUUAUGUUUCAAAUUUUUCAAGCUCAUCUGUGACAUUUUCAAAGGAAAAAAGUACAUGAUUUUGUCAAAGCAUUGCUGUUGUUGUCAGCAUUAUCCUACCAAAAUCUUAGCUAUAACUAAACUCGUUUCAAGAUAUUCACCUAAUGAAAUCUAACGCACAUGUUGUCUACAGUGACAAUAUAUAUACCUGGUAUUUGUAGCAGAGCCAAUAACUCCCACUUUAACAACUGUCAAGUAAGUUCCCCUUGAUCAACAGAGAAAAACAGAUGGGCUUUGGCAUCAACUUGUAGUUCUAUUGUUAUCCCCCUCUGAAAUUUUUCGUUGGAGGAAUAUAGAUUUUGUGUUAUUGGUCCGUCAGUCUUUCCUUCCAUCCAUCCAGAGCCAUUACUCUGUAACUACUGGACAGAAAUAAACUUGCAAAGUGUGUAAAGCCAUUAUGCGCUGGUGCAUGCACAAGAUCCAUGAUGAGUGGACCUGGAGCACAAGUUAUUGCCCUUUAAUUAAUGAAAGAGGCUAAUUUUGUGGGUGUGGAGUCAUUACUACGUAACAGAGAUUAAUGAAACUUCUGUGAGGUGUGUAUAACUGUAGUGUAGUGGUGCCUGUGUAAGAUCUGUCUUGAUUGGUUCAGUUUCUCUGGAGUUAUCUACCUUUAACUAAUAAAAAUAAAUGCUUGUGCAAGUUCUGUCUGGAUCGGUUACUUGGUUAAAAAGUUAUUGCCCUUAAAUUCAUAAAAAAGCAUAAAAAGUCGUUUUUGACCAAAGCUAUUUUAGUGUUACUUACUGAUAGGAUUACUGCGUUUUGAUGUAUACUAUGGUGUUGAGCACUGCAAUAUAGGCACAACAGAGAUAUUAACAUUAUUCUUACCCUUGUCAUUUUGAUCAAAUUGCUGCUCAUGUACAUUAGACAAGAGUUUUACAUGUUGGUCAGUAUUCUUUGUCAAAUAAAAAUCAUCAGAGCAAAGAGUAAUCACCACUUGCCUUUUAAACAUAUACUAUUAUUCCAUUAUCAUUUGCCAUUUCUUUGAUAGAUCUGUUUAUGUACCAUGUGAUUUCAUUUUUCCAUUGAUUGAUAUUGCAAAACGGAAUUUUGCUAUUCCAAUUUAACUUCUUACCAAUCAAAUUACUCUUGCCAGGGUUUUCCUAAAAUUGCAGUCAGGAAAUGUUUGGUUCUUCGACAAUGCAUCAUUCAAUGGCAGAUGUCAUUUGUCAGAUUUGCUUGUUAGCUUAAAGAGUUUUUUGCAUGCAUAAAUUUAAAUCUUCCAAGGGACCAUUUGAUUACCUUUGUAUUAUCAUUUUGGCAAGACAUCAUUGUUGUUCAAGGUUUUGUAUUUUAAAUAAAUGAAAUUGCCAGUAGAAACAAUUACUUGUAUUUAGAGGUUCGAAAUAUAGAAUAAAGCUGAAAUAAUGUUACAAUAAUAUAUAUAUACAUGUUGUUUUUUAUAUAACUACUAUGACGAAAUGUAUUUAUUGUUAAAAAAUGUAAAUUCGAUUGUGUAAGUAAUUUAUUUUGAUAUUACAAUUGUUAACAAAAAUGUUCUGUGAACAUACAGUCCACAUUGAAUAAAAUCCAAUUUAUGUUGCAAGUGUUGAAUCAUUCAAGAAUGGUUGACGAAUACAAUCAUGUAGUUGUAGGCCAGUAUGCACAUAUUAACUCAUUGGAAUCCAGUGUCUUUUGUUUCAAUAAUUGUGAUAUUAUUACUUAUCUGGCUACUCUGUGCAAUCUUUUUUUUAUUUUCUUUGAACAUUGUUAUUGUAUAUUAUAUCAGAAUAAACAUUAGA
Mya arenaria is the source of this 7413-nucleotide messenger RNA. RefSeq names its product soluble guanylate cyclase gcy-35-like. NCBI's taxonomy places the organism in Eukaryota, Metazoa, Mollusca, Bivalvia, Myida, Myidae. Bases 242 to 3880 code for a protein of 1212 amino acids. Gene Ontology annotation, molecular function: oxygen sensor activity; heme binding; guanylate cyclase activity. Gene Ontology annotation, cellular component: guanylate cyclase complex, soluble. The record is from RefSeq and is a predicted model, not a curated record. The transcript has 13 exons. Gene Ontology annotation, biological process: nitric oxide-cGMP-mediated signaling; cGMP biosynthetic process; response to oxygen levels.